AUGGCGAACAAUACUACAGACUCUAAUUUACAUGUAAUUUGCACUACUGUCGACCAUCCAGGACAUACAUAUACCAGGAACCCACUACCGGCAUCUGCGGAUAAAGUCAACAAGCUUUUGCAGGAAAACCACACAAAGUUUCAUGCGUUUUUCAAUUAUCACGAGAUCACACAUGGGAUUUUCCAACACAAUCACCAUGCGCACCAUGCAUUGACCCUUUUCGCUCUGGGGGCCUCUCCUAAGCUCAUAGAAAAGGCCUAUACUACAAACUCAGGCUUUCAGCGGAUCCAGCCACCACUGGUUGAAGCAGUUUCCGACCAGCUUGGCGAUUGGGCCGUGUUCGAGCUUUCCCUGGCUAAUGAGCAUAACUACGCCAACUUUCUCCAUUAUUUCGAGAAAUAUGCUGCGAAGCAUGGCAUUGAGGAGCUGGUGAAUCGUUUUCUGUUCCAUGGCGACCAGUUUGCAGAGCAAGUGUUUGCACGCCAGUUUCUAGGAUUUGUACAUCCACUGAUUCAUACGUUGGCGGGCCUUGAAUUUGGUCAACCUGCUAUCGUGGCGGAAGGCCUCGCUCAGGCGUGCGUUCACAGGGAUGAAUAUCUGAUACCCAUCAUGUUCGAGAUCGAGAAGGUUUCCGCCGCUCACUGUGAACGAUGGACUUUGGUCGAUAUAUUCGCAGCUUGCCGUGCCAGCAAAGACUUGAAAAGCAGCGUCAAGUAUGACGAUUUUGAUAAAUUGAAAAAUGGGUUGUUAUUGCGAGCGCGGCAGAGCACCAUUGCCAUGGCCGGUCGGUGGAGGGUGGAGCCCGACGAGAUCGAUCUCCGAAUGGCAGAACUUCAGAAUGCAACUGCAUUCAUGCUCGCUGGUGCACAGCGCAGAGGCAAAGCGCCCCGGAUGGACUUCUUCACCAUGCAUGGCACGAACUGCGCCGUUUUUGUCAGUGCAUUGGUGCAGAAGUCUUGGGUUUCGCCCGUGGAUAAGGCGCGCCUCCUUUCGUGGUUUGGUCGCUUUUCAGUGAUUGCGUAUCUCGUUCACGGCGCGCCACAGCUUGAUCUAACGAUUCUUCGCGAAAUGACGACAGUUCAGAGUCCGGAUGGGUGGGACGAUGCCAUCCGACGCAGCUGCGCGUUUAUGGAUGAUGGCCAUGCUUGCAAGAUGGUGCGUUCCCUGGCUUGGGCGGAGCAGACAUGCAAACCCUACGAGGGCCUGGAUGGCUUUUGUAUGGCCGGUGAUGAUUUUGUCAAGGCGGCUACGAUUGUUGCUGAUUCACUUACUGGGGAUGGUGGGCGAUCGGGUCCCGAUAUGGAUGAGUGCUGGAUUCGCGGGGCGGGUUUUGAUGAAGCCUGGAAAGAUGUACCAAGCGUGGGCAAAUAG
Molecule: messenger RNA, 1371 nt
Organism: Trichoderma harzianum CBS 226.95
Lineage: Eukaryota; Fungi; Ascomycota; Sordariomycetes; Hypocreales; Hypocreaceae
Exons: 4
Coding region: 1-1371 (456 amino acids)
Molecular function (GO): oxidoreductase activity
Source: RefSeq, a predicted model, not a curated record